This is a messenger RNA of Rhopalosiphum maidis (corn leaf aphid), 1967 nucleotides long. Its product is annotated as orexin receptor type 2-like. Gene Ontology annotation, biological process: feeding behavior; G protein-coupled receptor signaling pathway. Lineage: Eukaryota; Metazoa; Arthropoda; Insecta; Hemiptera; Aphididae. The record is from RefSeq and is a predicted model, not a curated record. The coding region runs from base 153 to 1481 and encodes 442 amino acids. Gene Ontology annotation, cellular component: membrane. Gene Ontology annotation, molecular function: orexin receptor activity. The transcript has 8 exons.
UUGUGUCGGAAUAUACGUGAUUUCAUGUUUGUUCUUUCAAUACUAUUGUGCUAUUAGUUGUGUGGUUUAAAAUUCAUUAUUUUUAAACUUUUAAUACUUAUUAAGAUGUUAAUUUAGUAUGUGUUGAUUAUUUUAUAUCAGCUACUUGCGUAAUGGAUACUAGAUCAACGCGUUUACUCACACUAGGAUCAAACAAAAUGUGGUUGAAAUGGACGUUGAUUGCUAUGAUUGCGUUUUCAACGACAGGCGUGGCCGAAGGACACGUCAACAUAACAACUCGAAAAGAAUCAACUAUGCCACCAUUUGCGGCAGAAAACGUCACUGAGUACGACGAAAUGGCCAACUAUACGGAUGAAGAAUAUGCGAAUUACAUAGAAAAUUAUGUUACACCCCAAAAAUCGGAAUGGGUAUUUAUAGUCAUGCACUCUAUGGUUUUCGUUGUCGGACUUAUUGGAAACGCUUUAGUCUGCGUGGCCGUUUACAGGAAUCGAACAAUGCGAACGGUAACGAAUUAUUUCAUCGUUAACUUGGCGGUGGCUGACUUUUUAGUGAUCCUAAUCUGCUUACCACCAACUGUGGUGUGGGAUGUCACAGAAACAUGGUUCAUGGGCACUCUAGCUUGCAAAAUGGUUUUAUACUUUCAGACCGUCUCCGUAACCGUGUCAGUAAUGACGUUGACGUCAAUUUCUAUCGACCGUUGGUACGCCAUCUGUCAUCCUUUAAAGUUCAAAUCUACCACCAGCCGUGCCAGAACCGCCAUUAUUAUCAUAUGGAUUGUGGGACUCGCCUCAGAUAUUCCAGAGCUGUUGGUGUUGGAAGCCGUCGGAAAGACAAAACGGUUUUCGUCUAUUUAUUUGACACAAUGCGAAGCUCUCUGGAGCCAAGAGUCUGAGACUACCUAUCAAAUCGCCAAGACAAUCAUGCUUUACAUCCUGCCCUUAUUGCUCAUGUCGAUUGCCUACUAUCAGAUUGUUCGGGUGCUAUGGAAAUCCGACAACAUACCAGGACACACAGAAACCGUACAAAUGUUCAAUGCCAAUGCUUACAACGGGUUCAACCGAACAGCGACGAUGGGGUGUACCAGCACGAUGGCUCAGAUAAAAGCCAGAAGGAAAGCGGCGAAAAUGUUGGUGGCAGUUGUGGUCAUGUUCGCGCUGUGCUUCUUUCUCGUGCACCUGAUGAACUUGUUGAGAUUUACGGUGGGCAUUCAACAGUCGCAGGCAACAGCUCUAGUUUCAAAUUUAAGUCAUUGGCUGUGCUACGCUAACAGCGCAGUGAAUCCGCUGAUAUACAACUUUAUGAGUGGCAAAUACCGUAACGAAUUCAAACGGUUGUUCCUCUGUUGGGGAUCGCACAGGCAGAAUCGCCUGCGUCGUGGAGCGCACACGUCCCGUAGUGGCACGUACAUUUGCCGAUUCACGAUGACCACAAUGAAGACAGAUAACGUGAGCUUUGGGCUAUCGCCUGAAGACAUUCAGUGAAUAUAAUACUAAGGUGACACGGCGGAGACGAGACUACUAUAAUAAUAUUAUACUCGCUCAAAGGCGACCUAUAUUUUUUUUUUUAGUCUUCUUAUUUUGGCUUCUAUACGUAUAUGUUACAUAUUAUAUGUGUGAGUAUGUUUAUAUAUAUAAAUAAGAUUUGUGGUCAAAUUUUUCCCAUUUAUAUAUAACCAUGACUUUCUAUAUGUGUGUACAGAAAAAAGAUACGUGCUGGCGAGUGCACUCGGAAUUAUCGAUAUAAUAAUAUAAUAUAUACUAGUCGCACGUGUCCGGCGAUCUCCUAUCAUCUUCCACCCACCUAUACCCUUGAUAAAAGUCUGACGGCUGUUUCCUCGAGAAUACGACACAUAAAUAUAUGUAUAUACAAUUUAUUCAGGUCUUCUUUCAAAUAUAUAGUUUUUAAUAUAUAUUUGAGAUUUUCUAUACCAUAUAAUAUAUAUAUAUACAUACUUACAAUACCAUUUA